Molecule: messenger RNA, 1128 nt
Organism: Pogoniulus pusillus (Red-fronted tinkerbird)
Lineage: Eukaryota; Metazoa; Chordata; Aves; Piciformes; Lybiidae
Product: scavenger receptor cysteine-rich type 1 protein M130-like
Exons: 4
Biological process (GO): zymogen activation
Cellular component (GO): plasma membrane
Molecular function (GO): serine-type endopeptidase activity
Source: RefSeq, a predicted model, not a curated record
AUGUGGCACAGGCUGCUGGGCUCCUGGGUGCCCCCAAGGGCUGCUCCACGGCUGCUCUCCCCAGGCCCAGCUGGCUCCAAUUCCCUGCGGCUGGUGGGUGGAGGGAGCCGCUACGAUGGACGAGUGGAGAUCUUGCGGCGUGGGACAUGGGGCAGGGUCCUGGCAGAGCAGUGGCACCUGCAGGAGGCCAGCGUGGUGUGCCGGCAGCUGCGGUGCGGAGAGGCAGAGGCAGCCUACACCCUGCCCAAGGCUGAGAGAGGGCAGGGCCCCGUGGGGCUGCGAGGGGUGCGGUGUGCAGGGCACGAGGCCAGCCUGCAGCUCUGCAACACCUCCCUGCCCCAGAGCCUGCUGGCAGCAGGCAUUGCAGAGGAUGUGGGGGUCGCUUGCAGUGGGAGCCGGCAGGUGCGGCUGGCAGGGGGCCGCGGGCGCUGCGAGGGCAGAGUGGAGAUCUACUCGCAGGGCAGCUGGGGCAGCGUCUGCGAUGACAGCUGGGACCUGGCCGAUGCCAGCGUCGUUUGCCAGCAGCUGGGCUGCGGAGGGGCGCUGCAGGCGGUUGGCUCCGCUGGCUUCGGGGCAGGCUCUGGGCACAUCUGGCUGGAUGGGGUCAACUGCUCCGGGGACGAAGCUGCUCUCUGGGAGUGCCCGGCAGGGCCCUGGGGGCAGCACGACUGCGGGCACAAAGAGGACGCCGGAGUCAUCUGCUCAGGGGUCAUGGCCCUGAGGCUAGAGAACAGCAGCAACUGCUCUGGGCGCCUGCAGGUGUUCUACAAUGGGACCUGGGGCAAUGUUUGCUCCAACUCAAUGACUCCCAAAACUAUCUCAUUGGCAUGCAAGGAGCUGGGCUGUGGGGACAGAGGGCACCUGGAUGUAAAUCUGUCCCACUCUUGGAUGUCUGGUCCUGCCUGGCUGGAUUGAGUGGAGUGUGGGGAGAAAAACAGCUCCUUCUGGCAGUGUCCCUCUGCUCCGUGGGACAUGCACUUAUGUGAAGAUCUGAGAGAUGAGACUCACAUCAUCUGCAAUGCAAAAGGGGAACUUGAGCUCUCAGAGCCCCACACCUUCCCCAGCAGUUUCCAGCUGGGCUUCCGGCAGCACCUGAGCGAUGCAGAGAUGUUUCUUGUCAAGGUCUAA